AUGAAAAAGCUUUAAAGUUCUUUAUCAUUAGUGAUAGUCUUUCUUUUAUUAAUAUGUCAAGUUAGUAGUGAAAAAGCACAUGAUUUGAAAGUUAUAAUUAUGAGUACUUCUAAGUUUUGGUUCAAUUUUAGAUAGGCAACUAAUACACUAUUAAUCUACGAUGUUUUGAAGAAAAACGGAGUAAAAGAUGAAGAUAUUAUUUUAAUGAUCCCUGAAAAUUCAGCUUGCAAUCCAAGAAAUAAUAAUCCAGGUGUUGUUUGUCAUUUAGAGCUAGAAAGUGAACCUAAUUUGUAUAGAAACAGUGAAAUAGAUUAUAAGUUAUCUGAUGUUAAUGUUCAUACUCUCACAAACAUGUUAAGAGGAAAAUAUCAUAGAUAUACUCCUAGAUCAAAGAGAUUAGUUACUAACAAAAAUACAAAGAUUUUGACUUACUUUACAGGUCAUGGUGGUAGUGGUUACAUUAAGAUGCAAGAUACAGAUGUUAUGAUGGAUGAAGAAAUGAGAGUAGCACUUGAGGAAUUCAACAUCAAAAAUUUCUAUAAUGAAAUGCUAAUGUUUAGUGACAGUUGUUCAGCAGCUACUAUUUUUGAAAAACUCAAACCUGAUACAAAUCCUAACAUUUUUGGUAUUGGAAGUAGCUCAAGAGGAUAAUACUCCUACUCUUAUGGAAAAGACUCUCAUAUAAAUUUGUCUAUUGUUGAUAGAUUUUCUAGGGCAAAUUACCUCUUCUUAACAAACGAAUUUGUUAGAAAUAAAGACUCUUUAUUAUCAGAUAUAAUGAGAGAGUGGACCAAAGAAUAUUUAUAAGGAGAUUUCUCAUAUACAAAUACACAUGCUAGAAAGGACUCCAAAAAUAUUUAUUUAAAAGAUUUCUUCACAAACUUAAAUCCAACAACCUCAAAUAUUAUGGAGAUGAGUCCUAAAAAAGACCAUCAUUAUGAUUAAUUAGAAGCUUUAUUUGGAGAAAUAAUGUCUUAACCUUCUACUGAUUUCUCUAUUGAAAAUAAACCUUUCAUUUGA
Tetrahymena thermophila SB210 is the source of this 1020-nucleotide messenger RNA. Its product is annotated as peptidase C13 family protein. Gene Ontology annotation, biological process: protein localization to cell surface; attachment of GPI anchor to protein; proteolysis. Lineage: Eukaryota; Ciliophora; Oligohymenophorea; Hymenostomatida; Tetrahymenidae. The transcript is spliced from 7 exons. Gene Ontology annotation, cellular component: GPI-anchor transamidase complex. The record is from RefSeq and is a predicted model, not a curated record. Gene Ontology annotation, molecular function: GPI-anchor transamidase activity.